This is a messenger RNA of Brugia malayi, 1323 nucleotides long. RefSeq lists its product as uncharacterized. Lineage: Eukaryota; Metazoa; Nematoda; Chromadorea; Rhabditida; Onchocercidae. Gene Ontology annotation, molecular function: protein binding. Bases 1 to 1323 code for a protein of 440 amino acids. The record is from RefSeq and is a predicted model, not a curated record. The transcript has 6 exons.
AUGCCAAAUGAAUUAUUGGUGAAAAUUUUUCAAUACUGUGAUGAUGAUGAUUUUGCAAAUUUACGUUUGCAAUGUACUCGAUUUGAUCAGCUGAUAACAACAUGCGGUAUUUUAUUAGCAAAAUGUUAUCGUCAACGUUUGGUGACAUGUUUGACAAUAACGUAUAAUACAACAAAUGAUACAUACGUUUUGGCAACGUUUAAAAAAAAUCAUUCAAAUAAGAAAAAUUCAAUUGAAGUUACACGUACGGACGUUUUACGUGGACGCUAUCAUAAUCUUAGGUAUUGCUUCCGUCGAUUUCGUAUUCUAGGCUUACAAUUUUCCAAUCUUUUUCUUUGUUCACGUACGCUACGUUAUUUUUGUGAUUUAUUAUCGUGUUGCUUGACCUUUGAACCUAAAACACUUCGUUUAUGUGAUUGUUAUGUAGCUGAUUUACAACACGAUGCAUUAAUGCGCUUAAUGAAUUUAUGCUCCAAAUAUCUUAUCGUUUUAUCUUUUAUAAAUUUAGCUGGCGUUCGACCAACAUUAUUUCAAGAUGAUUUAUUUCAAACAAUUAAUCGUAAAACAUUAUAUGUUUUAAUGAUUCAAUCUAUUGAUUUUCAUAUUUCAAUACCAAUCACUGAUCAACAACUUUCUCUCAGUGAUACAAUCUUUCGCUAUUUGCCAAAUUCUAUGCGUAAAAUUAAACUUGAAAAAUGUCAAAAUAUUACCGCCGAUGGAAUUUGUGAUUAUAUUGAACGUUAUUUUAAUACUAAUGAAAAUACUACGAAAAUUCAUCAUCGUUCAACGGAAAUGGUUUUCCGGCAGUGCAAACAGUUAACAACUGUAGCAUUUGAGAGAGUUGCACAACUCCGGAAUAUCUGUAUUGAUGGACAGGAUCCGGUUGGUGAGUAUAUUAUGAAUUGGGUGAAACGACGACAGUAUCAUUUACGACAUACCAAUCAGAAAAAAUUAAUUGCUAUUGAAAUUGACAGUCAUCAAAUGAUCAAACGAAAUGAUUUGUCAACAUCGAUUACAAUUGAGGAAUUAAAUCGAAAUUCAUUUCAUUCUGUCAUACCAUUUCUAAGCAUCUGUCACCUUCAUUCAUCAGCCACCGAACAACUUCUAAUGCCAGCGAUCAAUUCGGCACGAAUGAAUCAAAAAUGGAAAUGUGAACAGGAUUGUAUGAUAACCGGAAAAACGGAAAAGCAUUUUUCAAAAAUGACCGAUCAAUCAGGAGGAAUUUUUAUGCAACCAAUUAUUAAAACAGCUAAUAUUAUUCGUCGAAUAAAUUAUGCAAAUCAUAUUCCUAAUCGUUUUUCAUUUCCAACAAUGUUUGAUUAA